AGUGCUCACGUGACAGGGCAAUGGUAAAAUAAAGAUUGUUACGGAAACCUAAAAACUUUUCAUUUUCCUGUCACCCGAUUUUAGGAACGUGGAAAGAAGGGUUGUGAGAUAUUCUCUCAUUUCUUCAUACCCUAAGUUGCCUAAGAGCAUUGUAUGAAGGGUUAUUUGAUGUGAAGUAGGUAUCAAUAAUAUAUAUUGAUUCCGGAUAUCUCCAAAGCCAGUAUUGCUAGGUACUCGUUGAUCCUGUGUGUUUUCUGGGUCAGAGCGCAGCGCAGAAGAAUUUCGGACUCUCUCAACAAGCUCCAGGGAUCGAGGUAUUCGCAAAGGUAUUGCACUGAAGAAAUUGACUGUAUGUUGAUAUUUUCAAUAGCAAAACGGUUUGUAGAUUUAUUUAGAACGCCAAAAGCGGCUUACUGCGUGUAAUGUUGCACUAUGAAGAAAACAAACUAACAACAACAUGGCGUCCACAGCCCCAGAGUCACAGUCAGAGUUACCAAACAAGUAACACUUCUUCUGCCACAUUGCCAAACCAAGGACUAGAUAUAAACAUGAACAAUUUCACCGGAGGAACAAACAUCCCUCCAGGCAGUUACGGAGAUUACGACGAUUAUGGACUUUUUGAUGACGAUUUCUACAGCAACAACGGAUUCCUUCAGUCGUAUGGCUUAGGGGAGCCUUCUACUGUUACUGAUUUGACCGACUUGGACAACUCUCAUCCACAGCCACCAGUCGCUCACAGACAGAAUGCAGGAGUCGUCGAACCAAUCGACCACAGUCGUCCCCCUCCCCUUGCACACAACUCCAAUGGGCUCAUAGAUACAGUGUCACCUCAGUAUCUAGUAAAAGAGGAACCACAGAGCCCAACAUCUACCACGUCCACACAACCCUCCCCACCUAUCUGCUCCCCACUGGGAAAUGGCUCAGACAUGGGAUUGAAAAGCCUGAAGCUUCUCCCCUGCAGUGUGUGUGGGGAAACCUCCUCUGGCUUCCACUGUGGAGCAAUCACAUGUGAAGCGUGUAAGAAAUUUUUCAUCAGGAGUUGCCAAGGAGAAUCUAAUAAAUAUGUUUGUACCAAGAAUAACAACUGUGAAAUUAUGAGAGCAACUCGCACCCAGUGCCAGAGAUGCCGCUAUGAGAAAUGUUUAGCAGUCGGAAUGGUGCCCAAGGGAUCCAAGGAACAGAAAGCACCAUCUGUUCAUGAGCUUUUCUCCAAGUUCCCUUGUUCAGUGUGCAAGGCCCCUGCCUCUGGCUUUCACUUUGGUGCAGUGACAUGUGAGGGUUGUAAGGGCUUUUUCCGCCGCAGUGUGAAGGAAAAGAAUGGAUUGGAUUAUUACUGUGAACAGGGUGGCAAUUGUCCUAUCACUGAAACUACUAGGAACACAUGCCGCUACUGCCGUUAUAAGAAAUGCCUAGAUGUUGGCAUGUCUUUAGAAGGCAGCAGAAUUGGCCGUCAGCCCAACUACAUCAAACACAAGAUCCUUCAGAUCCAGCAGGAACAGGACAAAGUGAAGAAGGAACCUGUGACCAGUGAGGAGACCACCACCACCAGCCUCACUUCUGCCUCCUCUGACCCAGAUCUGUCCUCCAUGCCAGCCAAUAAUAUCAUACAGGACAUCAUGCGCCUUAAAGCGGAGCCAAAAUAUGUGUCACAGCCUGACUUGUCCGAGCUGGACUUCCCUGACCUACCCCCUUACCUGGACUAUCCUCUCCCACCCCAGCUGCCUUCAUAUUCGUCAUUCACUUCAACACCCUCUGACCUGACCUAUAACACCACUACACCAUCAGCAGUGACUGGGAGGCGUACUGUGUCAGCCAGCGAGGCACCACUGCGUAGGUCAGGUGUGCUGCCCAGUAACAGCUAUCAAUACAAUAACCAAAUGCCACAGCAGCAACAGCAUCUGUCACAGGAACGCCAGCAGCUCCCACAGCCACAGCAUCAGCUUCAACAGCCUCAAAGGCAGCAGCAGCAACAACAGCAGCAGCAGCAGCAACAACAACAUCAGCAACAUCAGCAGCAGCAGAAACAGCCUUAUCCCUCAUAUGUGCCUAGUGCUGGAGGCACUAAGAGAAGUGUCAGUGACUCUGCAGUACCUUGUAAAUCAUCUGCCAUAGCUGUUGGGAAGCAAAUGACACCCACUGCCAACCAGAUGGCGCCACAAGUUACAGUGAAGCAAGAGCCGCCAGAUUUCUAUACUUGUGCAUACUCCUCCAGCUUCUCACCCAAGGAUGAAAAUGAUGGCAUCUACACUGAUGAGAUGGCCAGCUUUACUGCUGACAUCUGCGAGGCUUAUAAACAUCUAUUACCUAUCAAACAAAAGGCCCCUGAUGCCCAGGAACCAGAGGAUCCAUAUUCCUUAGACAAAGAGGGGGUGUGGAAGCUGACGACUGCAGAGAUCUUCAAGAAUGUCCAUUGUCUUAUUAAGUUCGGCAAAAAGAUUCCAGGUUUUCGUGCCAUUCCUAUGGAAGAUCAGAUUUGUUUGGUGCGUCACACUAACUACAUUAUGUCCCUGGCCAUGAUGUCACAGAUGUUUGACCUUCAGACCAAAGCCCCCAACUUCUACAACCUGAGUGUGCCCAUGCAGAAGCGCAUCUUGGAGGCGUUCUCCCAGCCGUUUGCUCACGUCCAGGAACACAUGGUCAGCUUUGGAGAGAGGCUGAAGUCCAUGGAUAUGGAUGACAUAGAGUACCCGAUGCUGUGUGCACUUAUACUGCUCCAGACAUCUGACCUAGAGCUGAAGGAACCAGGGAAAAUUGAUCAGUUGUCUGCCAAGGUCAGCAAUGCCUUCAAGGCAUACAUGACAAACAAAUAUGGACCAAACAGUCCUCGCUACUUUAGCAUUAUCCAGAUCCUGCAAGACCUCCACCAGGCAGGAUUACUUCAUGUACAACGCAUGUCUAUGGUGAAGACCAUGGCUGAUCUCCCUAUCCCUGCCCUCCUGGCUGAAAUGUACAUCACAUAGUCCUGGUGUGCCACUCUGCACAGCUAACAGUAGCCGGGCUCUGAGAGCAGCUGGAUGUGCUGCCUCCCUCGUGAAGGCAUCUUAACACUGUAGAUUGGAGAUUUCAAAUUGCAAAAAUGGGAUCUUGGUUUUAGGAAAAUCAUUUAUCUAGAGUUUGAAAUUGUACAUUGUGUAAUCAUAGCAACAUGGGGAAAUGUACAUAUUGUUACUUUGAACCACAUCUUUAGACUGGUGGUACUUUUUUAUUGCAAAUCCACAGAGCAUUGUGUUCAUGGCUUGAGAUGACUGAAGGGGUGUCUGGACGUGGCACUCUGGCUAUUGUGAUAUGGAUACCUAGACACGAGAUUGAAGCCAUCAUCCUGCCAGUGAACAUCAGCACAGUAUUCUGGCCCAACAGGCAGCCUGCCCAGCUCUGUGCUGUUCCUCUCCAGCAGUUACUGUGGAAAAUGGGGAAUACUUCUUAUUGACUGGAGAGACCUCUAUCACUGUUUGGAGAAACCAUGAUAACUGACUAGAGAAAUCACGUAAACUGACUAGAGAGACCUCUAUUACUGAUUGUAGAGACCACGGUCACUGAUGGGAGAGACCUCUAUAACUGAAAGGAAGAUAUAGAAAAGCAGCAAUAACAGGCUGCAUACAUGAAGGUGGUUGCCUUUUUGUGAAACCACUUCAUAAAGAGUGCUGUGUUGGGCACAUGAACUGCAGUAGUGAGUGGAAGAUGUAUGAGAUUUUGUAUUUUGAAUUGUUGCAUAUGUCAACAAGAUUCAUGAUGUUUUUAAAGAGAGUUUCAUCUUCAAAGACAGAAACAGAGAAAAAUGUAAAACGUCCAUGCUGUGCUGUGCAGCCAGGCAUUCUCUAUCACAGAGGCUGGGAGCUCUGCUCUACUUUGUACUGAAUGUUCAGACACAGGGUUUUUACUGGAACUGGUGUAGAUUUUGUACAUAUGUAUAUUUAGCAUAUUUUUGCAUCACUAAUUACUUUGCUUGAAGUGAAGGUUCCUUGGCUAAUAGCCAUACAUUACAUCAGAUGUUAUCAAAGGGGUCAAAUUAGAUGUUUUAUCAGUGGUGUACUCUAUAUUUUGUGGUACAAAUGUAGCUUCUGUUAAUAUGCCUGUGCUUAAAUCCAGUAUGUUUAUAUUGCUAGAAUUAACUGUAUAAUUUUUAUUGGAUUUUUUCUAUUAAAUGAAAAAGUGAAACUUAUGUAAAUUUAACGUAUCUAUAUUAAUGAAGUCAGGAGAAAUCAGAAGUGCAUGACUUUAAAUUUAUUUUGUUUUAGUGCAUAUGUCAUAUUUUAUAAUAAAAUUGUGAAGACCUGAUCCUUUGUGGCCUAGCUACACCUGCCUUUGCAAAGAACAGUUAGCGCUGAGGUCAGUGUCCAAAAUCAGGGCAUUUUCACACUGAUUGUCCUUGAGGAUUUUAUAUCGAGAUCCUGCCAGCGCGGUGCUUCAUUAAUAAGUGGUAGACUAGAAGAUUGUCAGCAUAUUUUUACUUUGAGAUUUUAAUAAUAUAUGUAAAUAGUAAUGAAGUAUAUUGAUAAUGAAUGCAGGUGAUUUAAGGGUGUGGCAGUGAUGGACAGAAAAUGGGAGGGGUGAAUUGUGGAGGUAACAGGUGGAGCAUACUUUUAUGUGAGACUGAAUCUAGAACGGUACCAUUCAACAAUCUUUUGCUGCCAUACACCCCUAACAGAAAAAAUGGAGUUGUGGCCCAUUUCUAAAGUAUUUUGCCACUUGUUUCAUUUCAUUUACUUGGGUUAAAUAUUUUUUGGAUGGCAUAAGUUUUUUUGUUGUUGUUGUAAGUUGACCUUGAUGGAAACACUUCUAGUAUGUUGUAUGCACGGAGUGAAGCAGGUAGUGAUUACGGGUUACAUCUUUAGUUAAGAGACCUAGUUUGUCUGAGACACCCAUUUGCUUUGUUCUAAUUCAAGUCCGAAUAUAAUCUAUGAGGCAGCUUUGGUUAGCAAAGAUUUCAUGAAAUUCUGUAUUCGUAAGUGAAAUACUUUAACAGUAGGGUACUGUAACAUGAUUAGCUCUAUGUCAGACCUUAGCUGUCACCUUCACAGGUUCUGGAGUCUCUGCAGAGUUUGGAAAAUUAAAGUUUAACAUAUAUGGACAUGCCCACAAGGAAACCAUGUGCUGUUUAGCAGGGUUAUGCUGACCUAAUUCCCUGUUUCAUUGCACCUUUGUCUUUAAUAGUAGUUUGACAUUAAUCAGAGCAGAGAAAGAGAAAGGGAUGGCUAGGGCCAUCUGAUAGGGGCAGCAAGAGUGGAUACCAGUACCCUUAAGGUUAUUAAUAUAUUAAUAUAUCAUUUUUAUGGAUUGUGAAUAUACCUCGAUAGACAGUAAUUUUGAAACAUUAACAACUCCACCCUUAUAACAACAGCUUGUACUUUGGUUAAUACGGUUAUUCAGAAAGAUGUCAUUUGACUUGUAUUUAGUGAGGAAUAUUGGAAUUAAUAACUUUGGCAUUUCUGUUAUUGAAUUUUGCCAUUUGCAGUAAAACAAAGUACAUAAGGCUGAAGUGUACAUGAGUGCCUUGUACGAAGAUAAUGCUGCAUCGUGUAAAAAUUGUGUGUUGAAUUAUUGAUUCAUUUAAGGGGUCGAUUUGUUGCAUCUGACCGCACAUAUUGCUCUAGUGUGCUGAUAUGAUAUUCAUUAGUGACAGUUUUUAAUUGAAGUUCUGUGUCAUAGCGUAAACCUCUGUCCUUUGAAAUAAACACGAGUGAAUAACA
Molecule: messenger RNA, 5687 nt
Organism: Lingula anatina
Lineage: Eukaryota; Metazoa; Brachiopoda; Lingulata; Lingulida; Lingulidae
Biological process (GO): positive regulation of transcription by RNA polymerase II; cell differentiation; hormone-mediated signaling pathway
Molecular function (GO): nuclear receptor activity; zinc ion binding; RNA polymerase II cis-regulatory region sequence-specific DNA binding
Source: RefSeq, a predicted model, not a curated record